ACCAACCAAACAUAGUACUAACUUCUCCUCCAUGAUUGCACUUCAAUUCCUCCUUUCUCAAUCUCAUUAUACAACUUUCACAACUGCCCAUCUUUCCUAUGCACGUAAACGACAUUAUUAUAUUAGCAAUGCCAUCUGAAACCUCAUCAUCCCCGGACACUACUUGUUUCUCUGAAGGUAGUCCAUAUGUUCAACUGGUGUCCAAAACAUUGUCGGACAGGCUCCUAGGCAAGUACUUUGAUGCGUCCGAGUUCGACUUUGAUUACGAGCAGAGCAGCCUAUGGUCUCCGGUGGUUUCCAGAACUGUUUGGUUGACCUCGCCGGGAAACCUGUGUUCCGGCGCCGAGUUCCUCGGCAAGUUAAACAAUGCCAGGAAGCCUCACCGGUUCAGAAUUUAUAUCCAUGCUUGUUUCAAGAUUUUUGGGUGUUCUUGAUGAGCUUUCAGAGGAAGCUUUGUUUCUGCUUUGUAUGGUCUCUUGUGUGCUUGUUAGACAAGGAACGUAACUUGAAUUGAAUCCGAUCUCCAGCAACUUAGUCAAAAAGCAGGUGGUCAAAACUCAAAAGGGUCCACACUCCACAGUAGUUGAAGAAGAUGCAUUUUGUAAACAUAU
Messenger RNA from Ipomoea nil (Japanese morning glory), 611 nucleotides. RefSeq lists its product as uncharacterized. The transcript is spliced from 2 exons. The coding region runs from base 99 to 434 and encodes 111 amino acids. NCBI's taxonomy places the organism in Eukaryota, Viridiplantae, Streptophyta, Magnoliopsida, Solanales, Convolvulaceae. The record is from RefSeq and is a predicted model, not a curated record.